AUGCUACAUUUUGCAGAGCCUUCUCUUACACUGCACACGCUUUCCUGCCUCGCGUGCCAUUUAACCUGGGAUAUCAGAGCUAACGCAAUUUGUGUUCUUCAGGAGUCGGUCAGAGUGAAGGAAUCUGACAGCUUGGAGUUUCAUUUGUUUCAAAAGGAACACGGCCACAACCGCCACUUCCGCGAGACCCGACUCGUUGUCGGCAGCGUCCAGGAGGGACGAGGAUUUGCAUUUCGGAGGAAACAAAAGAUUGAACAACAGUACAGGAAAUUGUUGAAAAAGAGAAGACAGGUGCCUGCACAACAGAGUGAUCAGUUUACUGAUACUUAUCCAGAGCACUUGAAACAUCUUUACCUUGCAGAGGAAGAAAAACUUAAGAAGCAGCGGCGCAAGACUCCAGAUGAUUCAGCGUCAUCAGAAGAAAAGCUUAAUAAAGCAGCAGAGUCAGUUGUGACUCAAGAGAAGUUUAAAAAUAAGACGUCCAAUCAGAAGGCAAAAGAAGAGUAUGAGAAAAUAAAGGCUGAGCAUGCUAGAAAGAAAGAGGAAGCAGAAAAAAGAAAACAACAAAAAGAAGAAGCUCAACGUUUGUACAAGAAAAAGAAAAUGGAAGCUUAUAAAAUACUGAGUAAGAAGACAAAGAAAGGACAGCCAAAUCUAAAUUUACAAGUAGAAUUUCUUCUUCAGAAAAUACAGCAAAAUACAUAACCUCUGCAUAUAUUUAAGUUAGCUGUGGACAUUUUAUUAAGUUUCUUCUAAUAAAUACUGUCUUUUUGUUUCUGCA
Parus major (Great Tit) is the source of this 781-nucleotide messenger RNA. It is a transcript of the gene CCDC59, whose product is annotated as coiled-coil domain containing 59. Lineage: Eukaryota; Metazoa; Chordata; Aves; Passeriformes; Paridae. The transcript has 6 exons. Bases 1 to 705 code for a protein of 234 amino acids. The record is from RefSeq and is a predicted model, not a curated record. Gene Ontology annotation, cellular component: nucleus.